AUGUUUCAGUAUAUUAAAGUUGUACAGAGAAAAUGCUGAUUAGAUUUAAUUUGCGUGUGUGUUUUUCACGAGUUACCAGUAAAAAAAACCAUACGUGACAUUAACUUUGAACUUCUGACUUUACUGUAUGUGUGUCAAAAUGUUUUAAACGUGAUCAUAAACAUUGAUGAACACGUCUGUCCAGUUCAACCAACACACCGCACUACACUGAAUACACUCCUCAUGGAGGAAUGCUAUUGAGCAAGUUGAAAUGCGAUCACUGUGUUUCAGUGGGUCACAAAGACUUGAAAGGAUCGAGAACGACAUGCAUGUUCAGGUAGUCCCCAGGUAGCACAUAAGAUUUGCUGGAUCCUACAUGCCACGGCGACAUUUGUUUUUGCGUCUUUCUGUGGGAAUGAAAGCAAAGGCACGACACUGAAUGUGUCACACGGGAGCACAGCACAGACGGCUGCUAUAAAAGGGACGAUGGAGCAGGAAGAAAUGCAUCCGAACCACACAACUCCCCAUAUUUCACCAGCACCCAGCAAACCUGUAUUUCCUGGUUACUACUCACUCAUCCCUUUGGUUGUGCUCAUACUGAUUGGAUGUAUAGUGGCAGUGGUUGUUUAUAUCAGAAGAAAAAUGAGAUUGGACGAUUUGCGGCAUAGGUUGAUUCCUCUGUACACCUACGACCCUGCAGAGGAACAGGAAGACUGGGGUGAUGCUGGCAGGGAGGACGAGGAUGCAGAGCUCAAUGAACCUUUGUACAAGGAGGCACAGCUCACCAUUUCCUCUGGCUACGGAACAUGAUCACAAAUUUCAGAAGAAACUCAUUUAAGCAAAUAAAUCUUCAUUUGCUGUACAUGCUGCACAGCAGCAGCUUGCUGCCUGGAUUCAAAGUGUAUAUAGAGGUUGUGGUUGAAACGUGACUUAAAGCAAACACCAGAUGGCGAUGUAACAUUGCCUUUUUACCUCAGCUGAAAUUAUUUUUUUUAAUAGGCUGCACAGAGUUUUAUUUUAAAGGACAAAGCAAAUGUUAUUCCUGUGCAAUAAACUGGAAGUUUAAAGCUU
Molecule: messenger RNA, 1050 nt
Organism: Oreochromis niloticus (Nile tilapia)
Lineage: Eukaryota; Metazoa; Chordata; Actinopteri; Cichliformes; Cichlidae
Product: small integral membrane protein 29
Exons: 5
Coding region: 466-789 (107 amino acids)
Source: RefSeq, a predicted model, not a curated record